Messenger RNA from Tachyglossus aculeatus (Australian echidna), 4767 nucleotides. It is a transcript of the gene SENP6, whose product is annotated as SUMO specific peptidase 6. Gene Ontology annotation, biological process: regulation of spindle assembly; protein desumoylation; regulation of kinetochore assembly. The record is from RefSeq and is a predicted model, not a curated record. Gene Ontology annotation, cellular component: cytoplasm; nucleus. Bases 1 to 4458 code for a protein of 1485 amino acids. NCBI's taxonomy places the organism in Eukaryota, Metazoa, Chordata, Mammalia, Monotremata, Tachyglossidae. Gene Ontology annotation, molecular function: SUMO-specific endopeptidase activity. The transcript has 29 exons.
AUGCACCUGCUGUUCCUUUACACCAACAACAAAAUCCAAUUAAGUGUGGCUCCAGUUUUCCUCACGGACGACGGGAUCUGGAUGAAAACGGAUGACGGGGGAAGCCCUACGGAGGGCGGGGCCGCCAGCUCUGAGCGGGUCGUUGCCGUCAGGGGGCGGAGCCUACAGAAGUCGGGCCCUGAUUGGGCGGGGCCGCCAGCCCGGAGCGGGUCGACGCCGUCAGGGGGCGGAGCCUACAGAGACCGGGCCCUGAUUGGUCCGACACCGCCGUGGGGGCGGAGCCUACGGAGGGCGGACCUGAUUGGUCGGGGGCCGUCCGGGGGCGGCUCCCGAUUGGUCCGGUCCCGUCUGGGGGCGGAGCCUCCGGAGGGCGGGGCCGCCAGCUCUGAGCGGGUCGGCGCCGUCAGGGGGCGGAGCCUACGGCAGCCGGGCCCCGAUUGUCCGGGGGCGGAGCCUCCGGAGGGCGGGGCCGCCAACUCUGAGCGGGUCGGUGCCGUCAGGGGGCGGAGCCUACGGCAGCCGGGCCCCGAUUGGUCCGCCACCGCCCGUUUGGGGGCGGAGCCUGAGGAGGGCGGGGCCGACAGCUCUGAGCGGGUCGGCGCCGUCAGGGGGCGGAGCCUACGGGAGCCGGGCCCCGAUUGGUCCGCCACCGCCGUGGGGGCGGAGCCUCCGGAGGGCGGCUCCCGAUUGGUCGGGGGCCGUCCGGGGGCGGCUCCGGAUUGGUCCUGUCCAGUCCGGGGGCGGAGCCUCCGGAGGGCGGGGCCCCCAGCUCUGAGCGGGUCGGCGCCGUCAGGGGGCGGAGCCUACGGCAGCCGGGCCCCGAUUGGUCCGCGACCGCCGUGGGGGCGGAACCUACGGAGGGAGGACCCUGAUUGGUCGGGGGCCGGUCCUGAUUGGUCCGGCAGCGUUUGGGGGCGGAGCCUGAGGAGGGCGGGGCCGCCAGCUCUGAGCGGGUCGGCGCCGUCAGGGGGCGGAGCCUACGGCAGCCGGGCCCCGAUUGGUCCGCCACCGCCGUGGGGGCGGAGCCUCCUGGGGGCGGCUCCCGAUUGGUCGGGGGCCGUCCGGGGGCGGCUCCGGAUUGGCCCUGCCCCGUCCGGGGGCGGGGCCCGCGGUGGGACCACCGGAGGAGGAGGAGGAGGAAGAGGAGGCGGUCGGGAGAGCUUAUUUUUGGAAGCUUUGGAUCGAUCGCAGUCCAAAAGAGAUGGAGGUUUUAAAACCAACUGGAGCUUCGAUAAUGCCGAAGAAAGUGAAGGAGAUACGGAAAAAGAUGAGCCAAAUCUGCUCAGUGAGGAUGAGAACGAUGGACCUGAAACUUCAGAAGGAAAGAGGCCUCAACGCUAUCGAUUAGAUGCCGUGGGUACCAGCGCCGGUGACUCCUUUAAGACGUACGCCCGGCGGAGCAAAAUCGGACCUUUCCGAACUCUGAAAGGAAAUUCGCUAGGACUCAACAUGUUGAACAGCAAGAAAUUGAGUGAAAAUUCACAGAACGUGUCUCUGAGUUCGGGGACGGUACUCCACGGCCGACGUUUUCACCACGCCAAUGCACAGAUACCCGUCAUGAAAACAGCAGCCCAAAGCAGUCUGGAUCAAAAGGAAAGGAAGGAAUACCCUGCUCACGUUCAGAAGAUCGAAAUCGAUCGUAUUCGAUUACCUCGGCCCCCGAGUGUGGAUAGCCUAAUGGAGAAAACAGACGGAUCGGGAUCAGAGUCGGAGCCCGAAGUCAAGAGGAAGGGUUCUGAAAAAAACGAAUGCUGUCCACAGUGCGGGAAAGAGGAUGAAACUCAGACCAAAUGCCAAAGCUGCGGAAGUGCUUACCUUAAGGAUUUCCAAAGACACUGUAGACACAGUGUGGCCUUAAAUGAAUCUGGGGGACCUUUGUCACGAUCGUCAAUUCAUCCCAGUUCGGGAGGAGAAAAGUCGCCGAACACCGGCUUGAACGCCAAGAAGUUUUACGGCUCUACUUUUGGGAAGGUGGAUGUUCUCCUGAAUCGUGGCGAUAUCGGGCAAAACUUUGUAAAGGCGAACGGAAAAGUCCUUUUAUCUGGAUCCAAAAUCCCCAAAAUGACAAAUCUUAGACCAAGAAAUACAAGGCCGUCUGAUCUAAACGAUCCAAUCGUUUUAUCCAGCGACGACGAGGAGGACGACGACAGCGGGAGUUCUCACCUGAGGGAGAGCAUUUCCCCUCGGCCGGCGGAUUUAGCGCACUCUUCCCCGGUUCCCUCCACUGGGAAGGUGGAAGCGGCCUUCAAGGAAAAUAACUGCGGGAUCGAGCAGAGGCUGGGAAGCAGUGCCGCGGACGCCGAACUUCCCGUCACGAUACCGAGGAAAGCAAGAAUGAAAGACCAGUUUGGAAACGCGGUGUCGAACACUCCCGUGAAGCGGCGCAAAGUGACGGCCCAAGAGACGGACGCGGUAUCUCUAAACUGCCCCAGCUCCUACGAGAGCGUCAUUCUCAACUGUCGGAGUAUAAGGAUAGGAACCCUGCGCAGAAUGGUGGUGGAACCGGUGAUUUUUUGUUUAGAUUACAUCAAGAUCCGCCUGGAAGAGUCCGAAAGCGACACCCGGGAGAUUAAUUUAAGAACCUCGGAACUGACCAAGUGCGAGUGGUGCAGCGUGCGGAAGUUACCCGUGGUGUUCCUGCAGACGGUGCCGGCUGCCUGUCACAGCCUGAGGAUUCAGCUGAAGAUGAGUAAAGAGAAGGACAGCGUUUGGUACGACUGUAAAGGAGCAAACCCAGAAGAACAGUACAUCAUUCUGAUCUUCGAAACCGGCCUCGACACUCAGGCGAACAUGGUUUUCGAAAACAUCAUCACCGACAUCGGCGUCAGAAACAACGUUUCCGAUUUCUUUGUGAAAAUCCCCUUUGAGGAAGCCAAUGGCAGACUCGUUGCUUUCACGAAGACCUUUGAAGAAGUCGCCAAAGGAAAUUCUGCACAAAAGGAAAACAAAAUCAAAAACGUUGCAUUUGAGUCCAAAGUGCAGUUACGGAGUACGGCGCCCCAGUUUCAGUUUUUUGAUGAUGAGGACGAAAUCGGAGAGCCCCACAAUGUGUUUAUUGGGCCUGUCGAAAAAUUGAUAGUAUACCCACCACCUCCAGCUAAAGGAGGCAUCUCUGUGACUAAUGAAGAUCUCCAUUGUCUAAAUGAAGGAGAAUUUUUAAAUGAUGUUAUUAUAGAUUUUUAUUUAAAGUAUUUAGUGCUUGAAAAGCUGAAGAAAGAAGAUGCUGACCGGAUUCAUAUAUUCAGCUCCUUUUUUUAUAAACGCCUUAAUCAGAAGGAGAGGAGAAAUGUUCACGAAACUCCAAGUCUCUCAAUUCAGCAGAAGCGACAUGGACGAGUGAAAACCUGGACUCGCCAUGUGGAUAUUUUCGAGAAGGAUUUUAUUUUCGUUCCCCUCAACGAAGCCGCCCACUGGUUUUUGGCCGUGGUUUGCUUUCCCGGAUUGGACAAACCUAAAUACGAACCCAAUCCUCAGUAUCGUGAAAAUCCGUCUCCCCAGUUGAAAGGCUUUCCGGCGGACAGCUGCGCUCCGUCUCCUGUGGGGAAUGACAUGGACGGUUGUCCACCCGGCUCCCCCGUCAAGCCCGUGCUGAGGAAAACGCUCGGUCGAAAACUCGCUUCGGCUCUAAUGAACUCAGGUGCCGGAACGGAGGAGAACGAGUCACCCGGCCGCGGCGGUCCGGGGAAUGGGAAAAGCAGCUCGAGAAGAGUAAAUCGGACUGACGGUGAAAGCGAAGAACUUAAAAAAAUAGAAUCCCCUUGUCCCAAAGGUGAUAAUAGGACUAAAGACGAAAAUGGUAGGCCGAGUGAAUAUUCGUCACCAUUACAACGUGCCGAUGGGUUAAACAAAAUCAGACUAAGCUAUAGCGACGAACUAACUGACAGUGGUAAAUCUCUUGAAGAUGAGCUGAUUGACUUUUCGGAAGAUCGGGAUAACCAGGAAGAUAGCAGCGACGAUGGAGGCCUCACUGAGGAGAAUUGCGGUUCGGAAUUAGGCCAGUGGCACCUGAAGCCAACAAUCUGUAAACAACCGUGCAUCCUGCUGAUGGACUCGCUGAGGGGGCCGUCUCGGUCAAACAUCGUCAAAAUCCUGAGAGAGUACCUGGAAGUGGAGUGGGAAGUCCGAAAAGGGAGUAAGAGGAGCUUUUCCAAAGAUGUCAUGAAAGGCUUGAGUCCCAAAGUGCCCCAGCAGAAUAACUUCAGCGACUGCGGAGUGUACAUACUGCAGUACGUGGAAAGCUUUUUCGAGAACCCAAUCCUCAAUUUCGAGCUGCCUAUGAACCUCACGGACUGGUUCCCCCGCCCGCGAAUGAAAACCAAGCGAGAGGAAAUACGGAACAUAAUCCUCCGGCUGCAGGAAGGUCAGAACAGAGGGAAGAAGGGACCGAAAGACGCGAAAGCGGGCGAAGCCACCCUCCAGGACCGGUCGGAGCAGGGCGUCCACAGCAGCUCGGACUGACGCGCGGCCGUGGCGGCCGACGCGCUGCCUUCCCCUUCCCCGGAGGAGCGUCGAGGACUGAAACGCUCGCGGUUCGGUGCGGUCGGGGAACGUUAAUUCCCGUAUAAAUGUGUCACGUUUGUAAGCCCCCGGAGAGUAAGUAUUAAGGAAAAGACUUGUACAUAUGUUAAUGAGGCCAAUUUUUUUCCGACAUUUGUAAUGCUUUUCGUUUUCACUGGUUAGAAAGCUUUUGUUAUGUAUUUUCUGUUAAUAGUACCGAGAACAGCAACUCCGAAACGUCAAACAAAUAAAAAGAAAAUAUUUAUGGGA